Molecule: messenger RNA, 1799 nt
Organism: Priapulus caudatus
Lineage: Eukaryota; Metazoa; Priapulida; Priapulimorpha; Priapulimorphida; Priapulidae
Product: RNA polymerase II elongation factor ELL2-like
Exons: 11
Coding region: 99-1604 (501 amino acids)
Biological process (GO): positive regulation of transcription elongation by RNA polymerase II; snRNA transcription by RNA polymerase II; transcription elongation by RNA polymerase II
Cellular component (GO): transcription elongation factor complex
Molecular function (GO): cis-regulatory region sequence-specific DNA binding
Source: RefSeq, a predicted model, not a curated record
UUCAAACAAUUACUGUUAUUCAAGCAACAACGGUGAUAAGUCUACCAGUUCCACCAGUAACCGGCGAUGGAUGCUCCGUCAGAAACUUUGAAUUCACGAUGUCACUGCUUGGAGACGGAGUGGAGUGCAUUCAGAACAUGUCGGCUGACUGCCUCACGUCGCUGGGCUUCACGCAGCGUCGCAUGGUCAUCCAGGCAACCGACGACGUCUACAUGCAGACCAAGGAGAAGAUAUCCAUCGCAGAAGAGGAAAGCAAGAAAGCCUGCGCAAAAGUGAUAAAGGCGAGCGGACUCUACAACGGCCGAAAGAUUACGACCAAGAAACCGAAUUCCGUGAUACCUCCCCAGAAGCCGAGGGAGAUGUCCAGCGGUGUGCUGCUCUCUUCAAACUCUGGUGCAAUAUCGUCGCACAAGACGAACAUGACUCUGUCGCCGAGCGGCUACGGCCCGCCCGGCGCGCCGCCCAACUCUCGGCCGACCGGCAACUUCAGUUCCGCCCCGCAGGGGGCGCUCAGCUCACGACCAAGUGCACCAAGUAACAGUUUCCAGCGAGCGAGCACGCAAAACUCUGAAGUGAUGAAGCGGCCGUAUAGGGAGAGAGUGAUUCACCUGCUAGCCGUUAGGUCCUACCGCAAGCCAGAGCUGCUAGCAAGGCUCAUGAAAGACGGGAUUAGGGAGAAGGACAAGAACGUGCUAAGCACAAUACUGUCGCAGACGGCCGUCAUGAAGGACAACAUCUACUCGCUCGCGCGCGGCCUCUACCAGACCGACGUCGACCCCAGCUGGCCUUUCUACACGGAAACGGACAAGCAGUUGCUCAAGAGACGCAUGCCGCAGAAUCUGACGCCACCAGCAGGUGGCGAGCACGAGCCGACUGUGUCGCCCUCUAGGGUGGAGAGGAAAUCUCCCGGCGUGACGGUGAGGACGAGUCCCUCCAGCACGACCGGCGGCCCGCACGCCCCCUCCAGGCUGCUGUCCGAGAAGCGACCGUGUCCGGUAGUCGCGCACCUGCAGCCGAGCAGGCAAGAAAUCUCGGCUCGUCCCUGGGGCAGCCACCGGCUGGCCGCACCAGCGCGGGCCCACCCCUUCCACCGGGGCGGCGGCGCAGCGGUUAGCACGACGGUCAGCACCAGCGCCAAAGUGACGUCGACGAAGCCGGCGGGCGAGGUGCGCACGGCGUCGCCGGACAGCCAGGAGGGCAGCCAGGAGAACUACCACAACGGCUGCUCGGCCGAGCGCACGACCCCGACGUCCACGUCCGACAUCCCCGAUUAUCAGACUAAGUACACGGUGAUCACGUUGGCGGAGCAGCGGGCCGAGUACAAGGCAGAGUUCAACGCGCAGUACGAGGAAUACCGAGAGCUGCACGCCACGAUCGACAAGGUCUCCAAGAAGUUCGCUCAGCUAGAAGACAAGCUCAAGGAGAGUCUGAAGGGCAGCCCCGAAUACCUGAAAACGCAGAAGGAAAUUCGUAAGGAGUAUCGUGCGAACAAGAAUGACUCAUACGUUGGGCAGAAGAAGCGCUUGCAGUACCUGCACCACAAGCUGGCGCACAUCAAGUCUCUCGUGCUGAAGUACGACAGUCACAUGCUCGUCAGCUCAUAGCGGCGGCCCCCCCGCGGCGCGCGCGCGCGUACGCACAUGCCGCGUGGAGACCCCCGCCAACCGAUGUCUGCCUCUCCUCCUCCUGCUCCUCUUCCUCCUUAUCCACAUGAUCAUCAUCAUCCUACUACGACUACUCCUGAUGCUCCUCUACAUUCUCUUCCUCUUCCUCCUCUUCCUCCUCCUCCUUCUCCUCCU